This is a messenger RNA of Rotaria socialis, 2286 nucleotides long. Lineage: Eukaryota; Metazoa; Rotifera; Eurotatoria; Philodinida; Philodinidae. The record is from the annotation of a GenBank genome assembly.
AUGGCCGAUGUCACAUGGGAUGAAAUUCGUAAUUUACGAGCUGAUUUUCUUAAUUUACAAUUAACAGAAACAGCUAACAAACUAUCCGAACGAAAUUGUGUUGAAUUAAUUGGUCUUUUAGUUAAAGAAGGUUUAUUAAAUGUAAUUUAUACAACCGAUGGAAAAGAUAUUAUUACUGAGCAACGACUUAUUCGAGAAAUUCUCGAUGAAAUUUAUGCUAAUGGAGGCCGUAUCAAUAUUGUUGAUUUGGCUCAACAUCUACGAAUUGAUUUGAGUUAUGUUGAAAAUAAAAUUGGUGAUGUUUGUAAAGAAGACUCAACAUUACAAUUCACUCUUGGACAAUUUAUUUCAGCUGAUUAUACAAAUCGUUUGAUUGAAGAAAUAACUGAUAUUUUAGUUGAACGUGGUCUUAUUGCAUUCAGUGAAUUAAUUCGUCAAUUUGAUUUACCUACCGAAUAUUUAAAUUCAAUAGUAACCAAUCGAAUAAUUGGUUCAUCACAACAUAAUAUAAAAUAUGAAUCUGGAACAUUAUAUACAGAAAACUACGUUCGUUUACAACAAAAUAUUCUUAUUGGCUAUCUACAAGGCGCACUUUUACCUUUACGUGUUAAUGAAUUAAUCAAAAAUACGUGUAUUAAUGAAAAUCUUGUUCAAAAUCUUAUUGUUAAUUUAAUUCGAGAAAAUCGAAUCAAUGGAAAUCUUAUCGGAACCACCAAAGAAAAUUCAAUAUUUUAUCCAAAACUUUAUACUGAUGCUCAAGCGAAAUAUAUUGAAUCGUUUUUUUCGCAAAAUGGUUAUAUUGAAUAUUCUCUUGUUCGUAAUCUUGGUGUCAAUGAUCCUGAAGGACAAACAAAAUCAGUAUUAAAAGAUCGAAAUCAAAUUCUGUUUUCAACAUCUGGCUGUAUCGAUCUGUUGAAAUUUUUACCACAAUUGGAAAUGAAUAUUGAAAGCGGUUUAGUUUCAAAUGAAUAUGUCGAUGUCACAACAUUAAUGCCAAAUAGUUUUAAUGACAAUGAUAUUGAAAAAUUAUUUAAAUCAGAAACUUCAAUUAAAGAAUUAGUGAAAUCCUUAGGCGGCGAAUUUAUGUCGAAUACAUUUAUUAUUGGAAAAGAAUUACAAGAAAAAAUUGACAAGAAACUCAAUGAAAUUUGUCAAGAAUAUGCAGAAAAAGAAUCUGCUCAAUGUACACCACAAAUGUAUGCAUCUGUUCUUCAAGGUAACAUUACCCUAUCGAGUCCAUCAGUAGCGAAAGGUGCCACUGCAAAAAAAACGACUGCGUCUGGUGGUAAACGAAAAGGUGCAUCGAAAACUGUUGAAGAUACAAAUCCUAAUCAAGAAGCAAUAUCUUUUAUCAGUAAAGAUGAUAUAAAAUCUCAAAUUCAAACUAUCAAUGAAGAAUUACCUGGUGAAAUAGUCGAUUUAUUAGUAGACAAUCUCUAUAGUGCAAAAAGUCGUCAAUAUCUUGAUUUAUUUAUUCAACGUGUAAAAGAAAGUUUUACAUUGAAAGAAACUGAAACAGGUAAUGAUACAACAAGAAAGAGUGAAAAGAAAAAUACACAAGAAACCAUUAAACAAUUACAUGGAAAUAUUUGUAUAUUUUCACAUUCAAUUGAACAAUUAAUGGCAGAAAAUGAAACUAAUCUUGCUGAAAAUUUACAACGACAUUUAAUUCGUUCACUUUGCACUGAUAUGUGUGAUGCCAUCAUACGAGAACUUGAUUCAUCAGCGAAUGCUAAAACUGGCCAAUUAUCAAUUGAAGAACGAAAUAAAAUUAUUCAAAAAAUGUCUGAACCAAAUCGAAGUCAAUUAUCAAAAGUUAAUGAAUCACUCAAUGGCAAAAAUGUUGACACAACCUUGACUCGACUCGAAGAUGCUUGUAGUGAAUUACUUCAAUUAAUAUUAAAACGACCAAAUAAAAAAUCCGAAAAAGAUUUAAUAUUGGAAAUUCGUGAAAAACUUAAAUCAAAAUUAACCGAUGAACAAGAUCCAGCAAUGAUACUCCAUUUAACAGUCACUCUUCUAUUCUAUGCUGUGCAGGAUGGCCGAUUUAUUCAUGCACCUGGCAAGUCAGUACCAACAUUAAUUAAAUUUUUAUCAAAAAAUCUUCCGACUAAUAUCAAUCAGCGAUUACAUGAAAUGCAAGAAUUUGUCAUUCAUCAAUCAGCAGCAGGAGCAAGUGCACAAUUGUCAAAUGAAAAAAUUGAAUUUAUUAAGAAAUUAGGCUUGAGUGCAAAAGAAAAGAUGUCAUUUGCAUCUUUUGGAAGCGAAACUAAUGAAGCAUCGUAA